UUCAAGAACUUUCAUCAGUAUUUGCUUAAUUAUAUACGAACUUCAAGAUUAUGGCUAAGAGACCACAAUCUCCUAUGUUUGAUCAUAAGCUUAUAACUUACGAGAAUUUUCCGCCCUUGACCGACUGGACCGAAGACAAAGAUAACCAUUACUUAACUGUACAUGUUCCUCAAUUCACGAAGGAGCAAAUAAGUAUUAGAUGCGCGCGUUCACCUGGCAUAGUCCGAAUUCAGGGAGAGCGGCAGGUUGCUGAUAACAGAUGGAGCCGAUUCAACCAAGCUUACACGAUUCCAAAAAAUUGUAUCCCAGAUAAGGUUCAAGCAACUUGGCUAGAAGAAGAUGAGAUUGUAUUAAUCACAAUGCCGAAGGAGAUCGUGGCGGCCCCGCCACCAGUUGCAGCGCCUAAAAACCAACCAAAGACUCCGGCAGAAGCUCAAACCAUUAAACAAGAACAAUCUCCUCCAAAAGCCCCGAGCUCAAGCUACAAUAUUGAUGGUAAAAAGCAAGGUGGCGAGCUUAUUAAAGCGCAAAAACCUGAGAAAAAAGAAACCACCCCGGCUCAAAAGGAUCAACCCAAAACUGCACCAGAAUCACCUGCAGUUAUUGCUUCAACGUUGAAGAAAAAUGAUGAUCGUGGGAUGCUGAAGGCGGAUCCAAGUGAUGAACAAACGAGCAAAGAAUUUGAAAAGGUUACUGCUGCUAGUUCAGAGAAAGAGUCGAAGGAAGAGAAAGAUAAAUCUACAGAUAAAAAAUUGGAGGAUGUGAAGGGACUGGCAAUGGAGAAGAAAGAAGAGAGGCAAGCAAUGUUGAACAUGGGCGUGGCUGUUCUUGUGCUUGUGGCAUUUGGGGCUUAUGUUUCGUAUACCAUUGUUUCGAAAGCAAAAGAGAACUAGCUAGCUAGCUAUGAGGCUUGUUCUUGAAAAAUCAAAUGCUAAUCAUGAGUAAUCAAUAAAUUAAGUUGUGAUUAUAUAUUAUUAUCAACUCUACAAUUAUUGAACUAAAUAAGUCAA
Molecule: messenger RNA, 1010 nt
Organism: Mangifera indica (mango)
Lineage: Eukaryota; Viridiplantae; Streptophyta; Magnoliopsida; Sapindales; Anacardiaceae
Product: inactive protein RESTRICTED TEV MOVEMENT 2-like
Exons: 2
Coding region: 51-893 (280 amino acids)
Source: RefSeq, a predicted model, not a curated record